Molecule: messenger RNA, 2147 nt
Organism: Ylistrum balloti
Lineage: Eukaryota; Metazoa; Mollusca; Bivalvia; Pectinida; Pectinidae
Product: ferric-chelate reductase 1-like
Exons: 16
Coding region: 1-1893 (630 amino acids)
Biological process (GO): regulation of glutamate receptor signaling pathway
Source: RefSeq, a predicted model, not a curated record
AUGUGGACGUUGUUGCCUAUUGUGAUCCUUAAAGUAAUCCAGUUACAGGAAACUGGUGGAACCAUACUUCCCAAUCCGGAGUGCGGAAAUACUAAAGGCUGCUACCCGGAAUCGUGUCCUGUUAAUGGAUGUCCAGAUUUCUUCAUGAGCUGGGAGGACGCUGGAGACUACCUCCGAUUUGUGAUGACGUUUGAAAUAUCUGCUGGUGAUGAUCAGUGGGUUGCCAUAGCAUUUUCAAAGGACACAGCUAUGACAGAUUCCAGUGUAGUUAUGUGUAGAUUGGAGGGCGGUGCCACGUUGGUAGAAAUGGGUCAUACUUCUACAGUGGGUUUCUCCUACACAACUUUAUCGAGUAACUAUGGUCUACAAAAUGCAGCUGUAAGUCGCAAUGGAACUGAGGUUGUCUGCUCAUUCGAUCGGAUAAUAAACGCAACUCAAAAUGAGGCUCAAAUAUUUGACCUUGAUCAGCCUUUGCAUCUCCUUCAUGCUAAAGGUACCAUCGCCACAGGAAGCCCGAAUUACCAUAGUAGCCGAUCUUUUACAACGGAAACUAUAGACUUCCUCAAUGUGACGCAGUCGACUCCAAUAACUACACCUCCUAACACGCCUUCAACUGCACCGCCAGGAGGAUCCGUUACACUAGAUCCUGCGUGUGGAGUGUCUAAGGGAUGCUUUUCUGACUGUGAAGACUCCGGCUGUUCUGUGCUCGUCAAGUGGAUCACUAUUGACGAAGAGAACAUAGAAUUCGAAAUAUCCGCAGAUGUCCCGACAGGAUCGAAUAACUGGGUUGCAAUAGGAUUCUCAUCUGAUAAGUCAAUGGGGUCAGACAGCGUUGUAGCCUGCGUCAAUUCCGGCACAGUGUCUGUCCAGACCGGAUACAACACCGGCAAAAGUUACGGAUCACUCACGCCAGAUACUCUUGGUCUUUCAUCCAUAUCCGGCAGCGUGGUGAACUCUGUUCUAAACUGCAAGUUUACAAGGCAAACCAAUAUCACAGGGGAAUCGUCAUUCUUCGAUAUCCGACAGGAUUGGUAUCUUCUCUUCGCUCGCGGACCUGUAGUGUCAGGUGUCAUACGACGGCAUAGCGGAACUCUUAUAAGUGAUGAGACUGUUGAUUUCCUGUCUAGUGACCUUCAGACAGGAGGAAAAUUGUCCUACGUCCUAGUCCAGGUUCACGGUUCACUCAUGGUUGUGGCCUGGGUUUUGUUCUCUAGUAUCGGCAUCUUCAUCGCACGAUACCUCAAGCCGAUGUGGCCUAAUUCCACGCUACUUGGACAGAAAGUCUGGUUUCAGAUUCACAGAACGUGUAUGAUAACCGUAUUGUUACUCACUGCAACAGGUUUUGUCGUAAUAUUUAUUGAAGUUGGUGGAUAUGCUGAUGAGGUUGGCAUUUCGGAUGAGAAUAAUUCCUUUGCUACUUACCAUCCUAUUCUUGGUAUAGUCGUUAUGGCACUCACAGUCCUGAACCCACUUAUAGCGUUGUGUAGAUGUGCUCCGGAUCACAAGAGGAGACCCAUCUUUAAUUUUUAUCAUUGGUUUUUCGGGACUAGUGCACAUAUUUUAGCAGCCGUGACGAUUGUAUUUGCCACAUAUUUGGACAAAUCCAACGUUCCAACGAGUGCAACAUACAUAGGAAUAUCCUAUAUUUGUGUGUUUGUCUUUCUCGAGAUAAUUUUGGAACUAUACAUGCGUAUCUGUAACAGAAAGUCAGGUAUAACACUUGACCUGGAGCUCAAGCGACAGGGAGAUGACACAACGUCUGAUGUUUCUAAAUCAGCUGUCAAACAGAACGUCACACCAUUUGCUAAAUUACUGCUUGGCAUACAACUGUUGUCGAUGCUUUCCUUGGCGACUGCCUUUAUUGUUCUAAUAGUCAAAGGAUCUGACGAAUGAAAGCUUCGAAUUGCCAUCCCUCAAGAAGAGAAUCGUUUAUUAGAAAGUCAUAGAACAAAUAUUGUAUAUCUCUUUACAUAAAUAAUUUUAAUUUUUAUACGCUACUUUAAUUUUUCUGCUUCUUCUAUCUCGUUGAGAAUUGAUAAUUAUUUGUUGCUAAGCAGAGGAACUUUUACUUUUGGAAGAAAUAUCACGCUUUGUUUUUAAGUUAAAACUAACUUGUGAUUAGUGUUGUUAAUAUUGCCUGUGAUACU